CUUUGUCGCCGUAACGCGCGACGAGCGAGGAUUUUUUUUUAUUUUCGCGGGGGGUGUGGUGCUUGACCGGUCUCGCCUGGAAAUUGCGCCGCAGCCUGGCGCUAGGCCUCAGGCGGGGCAGCGCGGCGGCGAUCGCCUCCCCCUUAAAGAAAGGAAAUAAUUUUUUAAAUCGUUAUUUAAUGUCAAUUAUAUAUUUUCUUAAAAUAAAAAAAGUCUUCGUGCUUUAACAUCGGGGCAGAAUUAGCAAUUUUUGUUGAAAACAUCGAGAUUUCCGGAGCCCGUUUGCGUAACUUUCACGCCGAGUUAAUUUUGUUGAACAAAAAAAAGUGGAAAACUGUGGAGCCGGGUGAGGGGAGGCCUGGUCCGAGGUGGCAGCGUCAAAUGUUUUAACGUGAGACAAAGCGGGACGGCGAGCGAUACAACACGGCAACGUUUAGGUUCUGCUUGUCCAGGAGCUGACGGGAGGAUGUGCUGCGUCCCGUUCACACGCGACAACAACGAGGCCGCAUGCUUGAACAUUCUUGGAGAGCUGUGAAGACGUUCAUCUCAAAGCCAUUAAAGAGGGCUUCUCGACUCGGAUGUCCAGAAAACCAGAAGUUUUCCCCCCCUUCUCUCUCCACUUCUUGUCGGAACGUUUUAGAUCGGAAACCAUCUUCAGAUUCAACGACAAAAGCAGGAAUUGAAGCAAAAAAAAGGGACCGGUAGUUUCUGUGUCGUCUUAUAAAGAAUCUAGUGGAGACAAACAAUGGAGCAGAACAUGGAGUAUUUCUUGAUGCAGGUCAUGCAGAAGGAUGUCAGCAAGCGACUGCAGACUGGGCAGGAGUUGGUGGACUACCUCUCAGAUCCUGUGCGAUCGUGGGAUGUGGAGCAGGACCCAUCGCUCCUGGACCGUAUGGUGGACGGACUGACCGGCUGGGUUGGAUCAAGCAACUUUAAGGUGUCCCUGCUUGGCCUAGAGGUGCUGGGGGCCCUGGUGGAUCGCUUGCAGGAUCGAUUCAAGAUGCAUCUGGGCACAAUCCUGCCGUCCUUAAUCGACCGGUUUGGAGAUGCAAAGGAUCAGGUCAGGGAGGCAACUCAAGGUCUCCUCCUUAAGGUCAUGGACGUUGCAGCACCACCACAGUUUGUUUGGGAGCGGUUGUUGGGAGCGUUUAAGCAUAAAAACUUUCGCACACGAGAAGGAGUCUGCCUGUGCCUCAGCGCCACCAUCAACAAGUUUGGUGCCCAGUGUCUGACCCUCAGCAAGAUUGUACCUCACAUCUGCAUGUUACUGGGAGAUGCUAAUGGCUCGGUGCGCGACGCGGCCACGCUGAGUCUGGUACAGAUCUACCGGCACGUUGGUGAGAAGGUGCGUUUGGACCUCAGUCGCAAGGGCCUUCCUCAGCAGCGGUUAGCUGCAUUGUUUGACAAAUUCGAUGAGGUGCAGAAGUCUGGCAACAUGAUUGCUACAGCCACGGCAGAGAAGGGAUUUGAAGAGGACGACUGCCUCGAUGGCAACAAGCCGAGCUCGGCCCAGGCGCAGACCUCGUUCCGUGUGCCCACGGCGAAGAGGGUCCCAACAAACACGGCCGGCGCCAGUGCCAGCGCGGCCCCGUCCCGGCGACCCACGCUGCCCACCGCUGUGGUCCGGCCCACCUCUGCUGCCACAGCCGGAGCUGGCGCUGUGGACGAGGAAGAUUUUACUCGAUGCAUAGAGGAUGUCACUCCCGCACAGAUUUUCUCGACCCGAGACCUAGAGGAAAGCCUCGCCAAGGUUCGGGAGGUCUUGGCAGAUGACAAGCAUGAUUGGGAGCAUCGUGUCACCGCUCUCAAGAAGCUGCGAUCACUGGUGAUUGCCGGUGCCACGGAAUACGACUGCUUCUUUCAGCACCUCCGUCUGCUGGACGCCGCCUUGAAGCUGUCGGCCAAGGAUUUGCGGUCCCAGGUUGUGCGGGAGGCCUGCAUCACGCUUAGCCACCUGGCCUUGGUGCUGAAGAACAAGUUUGACCAUACUGCGGAAAGCACCCUUCCUACACUCUUAAACCUGGUGGCCAACAGUGCCAAGAUCAUGGCCACUUCCGGAGUUGUCGCCAUCCGCAUCAUCAUCCGGAAUACACAUGCGCCGCGUCUAAUUCCACUCCUUACAAAUAACUGCACAUCGAAAUCUGUUGCAGUACGAAGACGCUGCUUCGAGUUCUUGGAUUUGAUGUUACACGAGUGGCAGCAGAACACCUUGGAGAAACAUAUCGGCUUGUUAGUGGAUACGAUCAAGAAGGGAAUCCACGAUGCCGACUCAGAUGCUCGUAUGGAGGCAAGAAAAGCAUACUGGGGCUUGCGAGGCAAUUUCCCGGCCGAGGCAGAGACCCUGUUUGCAGCUCUGGAGCCAAGUUACCAGAAAGCCCUUCAGAGCCAGCUUCGAGGCUCCUCCAGCGUGGGCUCUCUGCCACGCUCAGACCACUCCACCUCCUCCUCCCAGGAGAGCCUCAAUAGGCCAGCAUCUGCCAAACGCCUAAUGAGCAGCCCCUCAGCAAACGCAGCAGGCAGAGUGUCUGUCUCCUCCAAGUCCUUGACGGGGGUCCCGGCUACUGGCUCACUGACUCGCUCCCGCAGCGACAUCGAUGUCAACGCGGCCGCCAGCGCAAAGUCACGCGCCACUCCCCCCUCCUCCUCGGGCGCGCCGCCCGGCCUGGCGUCCCGCAGCGCCGCACAGCCCAGAUUUGGUGCGGCAGCCGCCCUACCACCGGGAUCCUACGCAUCACUCGCAAACGGCACACCAGACAAUCCUGGGGACGUAGCCUACGCUGACUAUGCGUACGGACGCGUGCGCUCGCGCCGCCCCAGCGCAGGCAGCACCCACAGCACCCACAGCACCACGGCCUCGUCGCCCGCCGACUCCCGCGGCCGCACGCGCACCAAGAUCUCCCAAUCGCAGCGAUCCAAAUCCGCCAAUCCUGGUGGUGCGGGCAGUAGGUCGGGUUCCCCAGGCAAGAUGCUGAGUGUGGCGCCGGGCUCCAGUUUAUCGGGCGUGGUGCAGCGCGUCCCUCUACCGGCCGCCACGUCUUCGCCGGCCAAGCACAGCCGCAUCCCACGCAGCCAGGGCUGCAGCCGCGAAACGAGCCCCAGCCGUCUGUCGCUGGCAAGGAGUGGCAGCAGCAGAAUUCCCCGGCCUAGCGUCAGUCAGGGCUGCAGCCGGGACAACAGCAGGGACACGAGUCCGGUGCGGGGCUUCCCUUCCCUUGCCUCUCGCCACCACUCCCGCUCUACCAGCGCACUCUCCUCCUCCGAGCCGCUCGUGCCCGCAGACCGGUUUUCGUUGAGCCACUCUGGGCGGCUGCUGGGAAAUGACAUCGAAGCAGCCGUAGCGGACGCACUGCUGCUUGGAGAUCCUAGGAGCAAGAACAAGCCGCGACGGAGGUACGAGCCAUACGGCUCCAUGUACUCGGACGACGACGCCAACAGCGACGCAUCGAGCGCGUGCUCAGAGCGCUCGUACGGCUCGCGCAACGGCUCCACGUCGCUCUACCUGCGCCAGAUGGAGGACGUGGCGGAGCUGCUCAACCGCUGCGCCAGCGCCAACUGGACCGAGCGCAAGGAGGGCCUCAUCGGUCUGCAGGCUCUCUUCAAGUCACAGCGCACGCUCAGUCGCGUGGAGCUGAAGAGACUCUGCGAGAUUUUCACGAGGAUGUUCGCUGACCCUCCCAGCAAGGUGUUCAGCAUGUUCCUGGAGACACUGGUGGACUUCCUGGUGUUGUACCGCGACGAGCUGCAUGACUGGCUCUACCUGCUGCUGACCCAGCUCCUCAAGAAGAUGGGUGCCGAUCUAUUGGGCUCCGUACAGACCAAAGUGCAACGCUGCCUCGACGUGACAAGGGACUCAUUCCAGUUUGAUCAGCAGUUCAACAUCCUGAUGAGGUUCAUCGUGGACCAGACGCAGACACCAAACCUCAAGGUGAAGGUCGCCGUGCUGAAGUACAUCGAAAGUCUGGCCCUGCAGAUGGACCCGGCCGACUUUGUCAACUCCAGCGAGACCCGUCUGGCCGUCUCACGCAUCAUCACCUGGACCAGCGAGCCCAAAAGCUCUGACGUCAGGAAGACCGCCCCUGGUUUGUAUGCCGAUGAAACCUUGUACAGAUCUUGUUCUUUGGAAGGAUCCACAGAUGGGCCCUGUAAAAAGGCGGCACAGGCCGUGCUGAUUGCGCUGUUUGAGCUCAACACUCCCGAGUUCACCAUGCUGCUGGGGGCGCUGCCCAAGACCUUCCAAGAGGGAGCCACCAAGCUUCUCCACAACCACCUGCGCAACACCAGCAAUGCCGGCACAAGCUCUCCUAGCAGCACGGUGACCCGUGGGACACCACGUGCCUCGCUGGGUCGGGUCAGCCCACUCACCUCCCCUACCAUGACCUCUCAGGGGGCCCUCUCCCCCAGUCGUGCGUGGGGCUUGGGUGCUGACCUAUCCCCUCGGUCCCUAGCCCUCCCUACUUUCCGCCCCCAGCCUCUGUCCCCACUCUCUGCCUAUGCUCCCAAAGGCAUCUGGCGUAAAUAUUCACCCAGCCUGCUGGACUACGACACGGAAAACCUGAAUGCAGAGGACAUCUACAGCUCCCUGCGCGGCGUAUCGGAGGCCAUACAGAACCUGAGCUUCCGUAGCCAGGAGGACCUAACCGAGCCACCCCGCAAGGAGAGUGACACAGCAUCGCGCGACAGCGGCAUCGCGGCCUCGCUGACGGACGUGCGUGGGCCCAGCUCGGCGGACUCUGUCGACGGUCCGGCCGGCCGCACGGUGCUCGACAAUAAGACGUCGUCGCUGCUCAACACGCUGGCCCCACGCCCGGCGGGCUCCAGCUCGCGGCCCGUGCGCGACUACAACCCGCUGCACUACGCCGACACGCUCAUCGCCAUCGGCUCGGUGCACGAGGACGAGGCUGGGCAGCUUCGUCACGGUGACAUGUCGGAACAGUGUGCCAUGGUUUCGGACAUCCUACGGGAGCUAGCGGCGGAUGUGGACGGCAGCCGCGGGGAGGAGCGCCGCACGGCACUGCUGGAGCUGCUGAAGUUGGCACGGGAAGACGCGCUGGGCACCCGCGACGAGAGCUUCAAGGCCAUACUUGUCACGUUGCUGGACACGCUCAAGGACGCGGACUACACGGUGCGGACGCUGGCUCUCCGUGUGUUGCGGGAAAUCGUGCGCAAUCGGCCCGACCCGUUCAAGAACUAUGCCGAGCUGACCAUCAUCAGAAGCCUGGAGGCGCACAAAGACCCUCACAAGGAGGUGGUGCGUGCGGCAGAGGAGACGGCCAUGGCCUUGGCAACAUCGAUCCAGCCUGAGCAGUGCCUGCAGGUCCUGUGUCCCAUCGUGCAGACGGCCACCUACCCCACGAACCUGGCGGCCAUAAAGAUGCUCACGCGGGUGGUGGAGCGCAUUUCGCACGGGGACCUGCUUCCGCUGGUGCCCGCAGUCAUCCCGGGCCUGCUGCAGGGAUACGACAACACGGAGAGCAGCGUGCGCAAGGCGAGCGUGUUCUGCCUGGUGGCCGUGCACUCUGUCAUUGGGGAUGACCUCAAGCCGCACCUUGCGCAGCUCACAGGCAGCAAGAUGAAACUGCUGAACUUGUACAUCAAGCGUGCGCAGACAGGCAGUGCCGGCAGCAGCGGGGACACCCUCGGCCAGUGCUGAGCGUUGGCCGGCCAGCGCGAGGCGUCUCCAGGUUGCUGCCGAUGAGCGACAGAGCCGCAGCAGUGGCGAAAUGGCAAAGACUCCGGAAUGAGCUGUCCUGAUGAAAUAGAAGAGGGAGCCCGUGUUGUCCGAACGUGUGCACUGCUGUAUCAGUUUUAGUGCCCAUUGCUGUGGAUUGUAAUGGGAAAGGGGGAUUAAAUGAGCAGCCGCUGCCUGAUGCUGCCUGUUAGGAUAUUUUUUCGUGCUCUAAGAUAUUAAUGUUGAGGCCAAACCACGGAAUGGUAUUUUGUGCACCAGAUGUUUGAGUGCAAUCGUCUAUUUUUUAAAUGCGGUAUGCUUCCGAGUCAAUGCCACGUCUCCAGUAGGCCGUUUUCAUCAGGCUGCUGCAUUUCAGUUGUGUAACUCGUUUGCUGGUGUUUUCACACUCCAUGCCACUCCACAUAAGGUACAUGUGUUCACCGUUGCUGGCCUCGUAAUGUGCGCGCUGUUACCUGCACCGUCCAACGGCCUUCUGGGCUUGCCGACGGGUGUAAACACUGGCUUGGAUUUGCCGCCUCAUGCAUGCACCACACCGAUCAUUUUAACACUGUUAUCGACGUUUUUACCCGAACUUUUGUACAAGUUGAAGCAUUGUGCUGGAUAUGCAAGUGGUUAUGAUGCUGGCCUGCUCCUGACUCCAAUUAUUGCUGUACACUUGGUGUGUGUUGGUUUAAUAAUCACCUAGGGCCCAGAAAUGGCGUAUUCACUGCAUAAUGAUUCAUUUUUAUGGGCGAGUGCAGCACAGUGUAGUAGAAUAAUGUUAAGGCACAAUGUAUAUGCGGUAUUAGGUAAUGACAUUUAACAUAACCCGCCCGCCACUACAUACUUUGCUUACAUAGGUAAAACAUCGUGAAAUAUUUAACGAACAUUCACAUCACUCUUUUUUUCACCAAUGUUUCAUUGCGCUUUGUUGAAAAUGUUGUAACUACUUGAUGGAUUUAAUUCAGACAUGCAUCCAUUUUAAACAAUAAACUUUAACGGACAUAACAGAGUCUGCAAGAGUUAACAAUGCUCGAACCCAAUUGUCACGUGGGCCGUUUACCACUGGCCUGGCUCACAACAAAAAUACAUCAAUUUAAAAGUUUUAAAAGUGCAUCCAAUAAAUACUAACUCAAACUUCAGCUUACGGCAAGAGGAGCCAGCUUGGAGAUUGAUGCUUUGCUUGGCAUGUCUUCUCUUCGGUGCUGUUUUAACUGUCUCUAUAGCGUGGCAAAGGCACGGUCGAGACAGGCACGGGGGGGAGGGGGUUCCUUAAGCCUGAGUCCCCUUAAGCCUGAGUCCCCUGUGAUCAGGUGUUGGGCAACCGCAUGCCACGGCCGCCUCGCAAAGAGCCGGGUCGCACGCUGGCUGGUUCCGCCCAACUACACGCGCUAUUAGCCGAAAAUAAAAUAAAAAUAGGUAAAAAAAAGUGCCGCCACGUGCGAAAGAAGGGCCGGGUGGAUGGUCUCGCAUCAGACGUAUAAAUAGGAGGCAGUGGCCGGGCAGUAUGAUCCGCUUAGAGGCGACGGCGUCAUGAGUGCAGACUUUGAGCGCUUCGACUGUAAGGGCCAAGCUCCCGCAGACGUCGGAUUCAAGGAUGUGUACAAGUAUGGAUUUUAAGUUUGUUGGGGUUUUUUUU
Messenger RNA from Lethenteron reissneri (Far Eastern brook lamprey), 7307 nucleotides. It is a transcript of the gene CLASP1, whose product is annotated as cytoplasmic linker associated protein 1. Gene Ontology annotation, cellular component: microtubule organizing center; basal cortex; mitotic spindle. NCBI's taxonomy places the organism in Eukaryota, Metazoa, Chordata, Hyperoartia, Petromyzontiformes, Petromyzontidae. The record is from RefSeq and is a predicted model, not a curated record. Gene Ontology annotation, biological process: mitotic spindle assembly; establishment of mitotic spindle localization. Gene Ontology annotation, molecular function: microtubule binding.